CACUAUUUCAGCAGAAACUGGCUGUGGAAAACAACGUGCUUAUUUCAGCUUUCAGGCACAAGCACUUGCAAAAUAAAGCUUUCAGGUUUGGAGAGCACCCAGGCUUUGCUCUGCCCCAGCAGGCAACCUGCCUGCUGGCACUGACAGUAAAUGAACAGAUAUGUGCCAAUCCUCAAGAUUAUAUGAUACCUGAGAAUGGCAGCUGCCUCUGCUCUGUCCUUCCUGCAGAAAAUGCAACUGAGGCUCCUAUCAGACCUGUGCCAUUCUGUAGGGCUGCUCAU
Molecule: messenger RNA, 281 nt
Organism: Dovyalis caffra
Lineage: Eukaryota; Viridiplantae; Streptophyta; Magnoliopsida; Malpighiales; Salicaceae
Source: the annotation of a GenBank genome assembly